AUGGUAAAACGCUCCCUCCAGACGGAGGAUCAGGCGUGCUACGGAAAGCUGCAUGUGAUGAUGGAGAUGACUGCUGGGUAUGCACUUCACGGGACGGUCUUUGGUCCUGAGACAACCCAAUUUCAUUUUUUUGAUGGAACUAUAAAGCAAAAUAUGAUUGAUUUUAUGGAGGGACAAAAUCGUCUUAUUUUUACCUAUGGUGUUACUAAUGCUGGUAAAACAUUUACAUUUCAAGGAACAAAAACGGAUGCAGGCAUUUUGCCUAGAUCAAUGAAUCUACUAUUUGACGCUAUUAAAGGAAAUGUUUACUUAAAGAUGGAUCUAAAGCCUCACAGAUGUCGGGAUUAUGUAAGACUGACAAAAGAACAAGUGAAAGUUGAAACUGCACUUAAGAACUCUAUUCUUCGUCAAUAUAAAGAGGUCUAUGACAGGGAGGGAAGCGCCUACCACACCCAAGGAUCAGCAUCUAUCAUGCAUUUGGAUCUAAGAAGAUUAGGGGAAAUAGAGAACAGGAUCUCUGAUAUAGAGGACCGACAACACACCCAACAGACCCUUGUAGAUACACACACUAAGAAUAUCGACACACUGCAAGCACGACUGGACGACCUAGAAGAUAGGUCGCGUAGAAACAACUUGAAAAUAGUGGGUCUCCCAGAGACUUCAGAAUUCGCUGACCUAAUGACCUUUAUGAAAACUACAUUACCAGAACUAUUAGUUAUUAGUGGGUUUGAGCAUUCUUCCAGCAUCAUUUCAGAGUCUGAAGAACGUGAGAGAGAAUCUGAGCAAUACAAAUUAAAUGUGGAUAGCUCUGUAAAGUUUUCUGUUUGGGUUUCGUUUUGUGAAAUUUAUAAUGAGUGCAUUUUUGACCUUUUGGACCCUAUAUCUGGUGACAAGUUUUACAAAAGAAAAACUUUGCGGCUUGCACAAGAUGUGAAAGGAUUUUCUUUUGUCAAAGAUAUUCAAUGGAUACAAGUUUCAGAUGCUAAGGAAGCAUGUAAAAUCUUAGCUUUAGGAAAAAAAUUUCAAAGUAUUGCAAAUACCAAGUUGAAUAGUUCUUCCAGUAGGAGUCACAGCAUAUUUAACAUAAGGCUGUUAAGAAUUGAUGAUAUUUCUCGAGUGGUUAAAGUCAGCGAAUUAGCACUGUGUGAUUUGGCUGGUUCUGAAAGAUGCACAAAGACCCAGAAUGAAGGUGAAAGACUAAAAGAAAGUGGAAAUAUAAACACAUCACUGCUGAUUCUUGGCAAAUGUAUUAAUGCCCUGAAGAACAGUCAACAAUCAAAAAUACCACGACAUGUACCUUUUCGGGAAAGCAAGCUUACUCACUACCUUCAGAGUUUUUUCAGCGGUAAAGGAAAAGUGUGUAUGAUUGUAAACAUCUGUCAGUCUGCUUCAUCUUGUGAUGAAACGCUUAAUGUGCUCAAGUUUUCAGCAGUAGCACAAAAGGUAGACAAUUGUGAACUGUUUCACUGCCUCAAACUACAGCACAAUGUUAAAACAAAAGAGAAAAUCAUUGAAGAUAUGCGAACGGCACUUCUUGAACAAGAGCAAACACAGACGGAACAAGAUCAAGCUCUCGAGGCCAAAAUAGAAGAAGCUGAUAAAUUAACUGAGGAAUUGGAAGAAUGGAAAAAUAAAUACAGAGAACUUGAGACCAACAGCUGCAAAAUACUUUCAGUCAUACCAGAAUGCGAGAAAAAUAUUUUACAAACUAAUUCUGCAGAAGUGUCCAAGCUACAGUCCCAAUUAAGAGAAUAUGAAGAAAAGCACAUUAGUGAAAGAAAGAAAUGGUUGGAUGAAAAAAUGAAACUUUUAGCCCAGACUAAGGAAUCCGAGACUCAUAGAAACAAGGAGAUGAGAAAGUUUGCUGAGGACCGAGAACGUUUCAUUAAACAGCAAACAGAAAUCGAACAGCUAAAUGCUCAACUUGCUGAGAAAGAUAAUACUCUUCUGAAAUGGAGAGAAGAGCGUGAUCAGCUUCUUUCAGAAUUAGAAAUUCAACUUAAAAGUCUUCUUUCAAGUAAUAUGGAAAAAGAGAAAGAAAUAGAAAAUCUUAAGAACAGAAGAAUUUCCCAGACUCAUGAGGAAAAUUCAGUUGUGAUUGACUUGCAGAAGCAGCUAACAUCAAGUGAUGAAACAAUCAAAGAAUUACAGCAGAAACUUGCUCAGCUAGAACAAUGUCAGAAUUCAUCUUCUGGUUUAAUUGCAACAGAUGAGGUGAAAGAACAGACGGUUGAUAAGCCUGUUGAUAAGCCUGGAGAGACCAAUCUAUUACAUACACAGGAAACAAAACACUCCACUAGUAGUUUGUCUUCAAUAGAUGAAUGUCAGGAUGGAUCACAGACUGUGUUGGAUUCCUCUUCGAUUUCUACAGAAAGUGGAAAACCCAGUAGAUUUCCAAAGCCUGAGCUUGAAAUCCACUUCAGCCCAGUGAAACCUAACAAAUUUGCUGUAAAACAUCAUGGUGAUGAUUCACCAAUCACAGUGAAAAUAUCCAGACCUGCAAGAAAGAGGAAGAGCCAUGAGAUGGAGCAGGACAUAAUAAGAACUGAAAAUAAGAAGAAUGCAUUGGCAAAAACCUUCAAUAAGACCCCUUGCUCACUUUCCAGUCUUACAUUAAAUAGCAGUGAAUUAAAGAAAUCUCAAAGGCAGAACUUAAAAAAGCAGACUUCAUCUUCAAGUACUAUGUCUGGUCAGAAGAAGGAUGGAACCUUUCAGAAACUUGGAGACUUUUUUCAAAGUUCUCCUUCUAUCUUCCAUACAAAAGCAAAAAAACUACUUCAGACUAUUAGUUCUCCAAAGCCCACAGAAGUGACUGUCUGCGGAAAAGAAAAUGAGAGCAAGCCCAAACGAAACAGGAGAAGAUUAUACACUACUGAUAUUUCUGUUCCAUUAGACAUUCCUAUUCAUCCAAUGGUGUUGGACAAAAAUGAGAAGGAAAGUGACCACUUAAUUAUGAAGAGACGCCUACGAACAAGAACUGCUAAAUAAUGUGUAUUUUAUUGUGAUUAUCUGUCAUACUAGUAAUUAUAAACAUAAUGGGUUGAUCACUAUCCUUUAGAAAACUUUAUCUAAGGAUUUUUCUACAUAAUUUACUGUUAAAGUAUAUUACGGAUUUUUUUAGAUAAAUCAUUUAAUAAACUUUUUCAAAGGA
Bombina bombina (fire-bellied toad) is the source of this 3151-nucleotide messenger RNA. RefSeq names its product kinesin family member 20B (gene KIF20B). Gene Ontology annotation, cellular component: nucleus; spindle microtubule. The record is from RefSeq and is a predicted model, not a curated record. Bases 1 to 2988 code for a protein of 995 amino acids. Gene Ontology annotation, molecular function: plus-end-directed microtubule motor activity; ATP binding; microtubule binding. NCBI's taxonomy places the organism in Eukaryota, Metazoa, Chordata, Amphibia, Anura, Bombinatoridae. The transcript is spliced from 22 exons. Gene Ontology annotation, biological process: microtubule-based movement; mitotic spindle assembly.